Molecule: messenger RNA, 1527 nt
Organism: Eufriesea mexicana
Lineage: Eukaryota; Metazoa; Arthropoda; Insecta; Hymenoptera; Apidae
Gene: Dbct
Product: Dihydrolipoamide branched chain transacylase E2
Exons: 5
Coding region: 127-1464 (445 amino acids)
Cellular component (GO): mitochondrion; cytoplasm
Molecular function (GO): acetyltransferase activity; lipoic acid binding
Source: RefSeq, a predicted model, not a curated record
CAAGCACGCUUGAAAGGUCCACACACUGAUCUCCGCUAUUAUCAACGAUUUCUCGCUUUUUCGGCAGCUGCGACAUUCUCCAGAGGAAAAUCUCAAUCAUAGUUAAAUCGGUAAAAAUUAUCCACGAUGGCCCUAACUCGGAAGCUCACAGCCUUAACAUUUCUGGGUAGGAAUGUACGCGAUCAAAAAUGUCGAUUCUUCUCCGUAAGCUGCUUUCGAUGCGGAACCGUCGUCCCCUUCAAACUAUCGGAUAUCGGAGAAGGAAUUCGAGACGUCACGAUAAAAGAAUGGUACGUGAAACAAGGCGACCGGGUGUCUCAAUUCGAUAACAUUUGUGAGGUUCAAAGCGACAAAGCAUCUGUGACGAUUACCAGCCGUUACGACGGAUUAAUUAAAGCCUUACACUACAAGGUGGACGACGUAGCUCUGAUAGGGGAUUCAUUACUGGACAUCGAACUAGAUGACGAUAAUAGGAACACGCAUAUUAAGCAGUCGACUCUUGACAAUCAACAACAGCAACAACAAUUGGCAAAGAUUGAAAGUAAACACAGUGUCGAAAGCAAAGGGAAGAAACAAGUAACACGGUAUGGGUCAGAAAAAGCAUUAGCCACCCCUGCGGUCAGAAGGAUAGCUAUGGAAAACGAUAUUAACCUAAAAGAUGUCAUUUCUACGGGCAAAGGUGGCCGGGUACUUAAAGAAGAUAUAUUGUCUCAUUUGGAAAAAAUUUCUGCUAGCCCCGUAAGAAAUAUGGUCGAAGAAAAACCAGCGGAGAAGGUGGUACCGAUAAAAGGCUAUGCCAAGCAUAUGUGGAAAACGAUGACGCAGUCUCUGAGCAUACCACACUUCGUGUACAGCGAUGAGUGUAACGUUAACAAAUUAACGGUCUACCGAAACGAAGUGAAGGAUUCACUGAAAGAGCAAGGCAUCUCUUUAAGUUUGAUGCCGUUCUUUAUAAAGGCGGCAUCUAGAGCGUUAGAAAAAGUACCACAACUAAAUGCCUGGCUGGACGAGGAAAAUCAAGCAUUACGUGUACACAAGAAUCAUAACAUCGGCAUUGCUAUGGAUACACCCGAGGGUUUAAUCGUACCGAACAUUAAAUGUGUCCAGAAUUUGAACAUCGUGGAAAUAACAAAGGAAUUGAACAGGCUUCAAGAACUAGGACGAAAAGCUUCGAUUUCGUCGAAUGAUUUGUUGAACACAACAUUCUCGUUAUCGAACAUCGGCACUGUUGGUGGUACAUACACAAAACCGGUAAUUGUUCCUCCGCAAAUUGUGAUCGGCGCAUUUGGAAAAGUACAAAAAUUACCACGAUUUGAUGAUGAAGGAAAUGUGAUAGCUGCAAAUAUAAUGUCUAUUAGCUGGGCCGCCGAUCAUCGAGUAAUAGAUGGUGUUACGAUGGCGAAAUAUUCGAAUCUCUGGAAGUACUACAUUGAAAAUCCUAUAUUUUUACUAAUAGGAACGUGAAAAUGAUUUAUUUCGAAAAUCUCUUGAUUUUUGUAAGGUUUGAUACAUAAAACGCAAUAAAAA